Messenger RNA from Nematolebias whitei (Rio pearlfish), 2870 nucleotides. RefSeq names its product major facilitator superfamily domain containing 13a-like (gene mfsd13al). The transcript has 7 exons. Bases 238 to 1662 code for a protein of 474 amino acids. Lineage: Eukaryota; Metazoa; Chordata; Actinopteri; Cyprinodontiformes; Rivulidae. The record is from RefSeq and is a predicted model, not a curated record.
GAGCACAACAAUCGAGUUAAGCAGGAUUUCAUAGUCGGAGUGGAAGAUUUUCGAGGGUUUGUACAGGUUUGGUAACCAUUUAGUUAGUUAGUAGCUUUAACGGAAACUUGGGGAUCAAUUAAACGAAAAUGCUUUAGAAGAAAACGUGUUUCGACGCUUUGGAAGUCCAGAAGCUGGAAGUCCAGAUUUGAGUUCAGUCAGUGUGUGCACCCGAAAAACUGAAGAAGCGUGGCCAUCAUGGCUCGACACCUGCUGAAUUUCGGGAUCAGUUAUGCAGCUCUAGCUUAUUCCAUGACUACUCUGGGCUCAGCCAUGAUUAACAACAUUUUCAGCUUCUAUUAUGUUAAUCUCUUCCUGAAUAAAUACAAGAUAUCUGAAGGAGCAUUCCACCAAUCACAAGUGGUGUACAUGGUGUGGAAUGCGGUCAAUGAUCCUCUCUUUGGUUACCUCCAAGAUAACUCCCGGGUUCCCUGCUGCUCUCACAGACGUCUCUCCAUCCUGUAUGGCGCUCCGCUCUACUCCCUGGCUUUCCUCAUAGCCUGGUUCCCGUGGCGAUCGUACUCGCCUGAUGACUGGCUGUGUGGCUUACAUUUGACUGUAGCGCUGUGCGCAUUUGACGGCCUGCUGACGUUUGUGCUGCUGGCUCAAUGCGCCUUAUUUGCUGAGAUUUCCAGCCACCACGAGAACCGAUUAAGGCUCAUAAAGUACAACCAGGUGGCCUCGCUCAUCGGCUCCUCCAGUGUCCUCUUCUGUGGCAUGGUGUCCAGAAACAUGGAAGACUUUCCAACUUUUCAGACUUUCACCGUGCUGAUCGCCUUGUUAAGCUGCGGCUGCAUGAUGUACACAGGCUUCCACAGCGAAAGUCGCUUUGAUAAUAAACAAUCAGACAACUUGAUGUCAGGUGACCAGGCUACCAAUCAUCCAGGAUGCUCCUUCUCCAUGCUGAAGACGAUGACGUGGCAGAUCCUGAUCAACAGAGACUUUCAGCUGUUUGUGCUCAUGAAUUUCUUCCAGGUGUUUAUGUUGGCGUUCUUUAACAGCUUCACCAUGAUAUUCACCGAGCACCUCAUUCCUCCAGACGCGCUGCCGUCGAUGGCUAAGAGCGUCAUGUACGGCGCAGGCUUCAUCUUACCUCAGCUUCUAGUUUUGAGCAGUCACAGACUGCUGCUUAAGAUUGGCUACUAUAAGAUCAUCCUCUUCACCUUCUUCCUGGAAGCUGGAAUGGCAGCCGUCAUGCUGCUACUUGGUCUUCAGCACUACUAUUUCUUGGCAUUUUUUCUCACUAUUAGCAUGGUUCUAGUUCAAGCAGCGUUCAGUCUCUUCGGGUUGCCUCUGGCUGACAUUAUCGACACAGAUCUGCAGAAAUACAAGCGCAGUUCCCCUCUGUCCUCCAUGGUGUUUGGAACAAACGCUCUGUUCACUAAACCGGCUCAGUCUUUGGCUCCGAUGAUCGUUCUUAAAAUCCUGAAUCAGUUUGGAUACGAGCAGCUGAAAGGUGCAGGACAAGACUCAAACCUGAGUGCUUUGGAAGGUCUCCGCAGUGUCAUGUUCUACCUGGUCUGCCUGGUGCCCAUGGGUGUCGCUGCUCUACAAGUCCUGGCUUGGUGGCCGUUUUCCAUCCGCAACAGUCACAAAGUGGACUCAAAGUACAUAGACAGCUAACAUCUGCGUUCUCAGAAUGCUGAGGAAGCAGCUUAUGUUGUUGGGAUGUGGGUAAAUGCUUAAAGAAUUACCUCAAAACCAUGUCAAGGUUACUCAUCUUAAUGUGGCAGCUGAUUGGUGGCAUAAAUAUUGGUGAGACUAAAAUCAAAUGUAAACGUUUCAUUUCCUCCAAGUAUGGCACUGAACUGAGAUGUUUGUUAAUCACAGUGGCUGAGGCUGGAAACUGUUCUUGUAAUUCUUUAGUCCUGAUUCUUGAUUUUUACUCGUUUUCCAGUCAGUUAGUAUGAAAGUUAUUACUCCUCCAGACAGAGUUUCAUAAACUCUGUCACGUUUGAUUUUCCUAUGAUAAUUAUAAAAGUCCUGUUGGGCUUUUGGGGGGGAAAAAAAAAAUUGUGCACUUCAAUGAGUCAGCACUUAUGUUGAGGUUGAAACUUGAUCCAAAGCAGCAGAAACGUUUCCACUGACAUUUACAGAUCUACAGCACUUUGAGUCAAAGUUGGUCCAAUUUCAUGUCAUGUUUGAAUCCAAGGAUGUUUACAUUCCAGAGCGGAUGUUGGUUUCCUCGUUAUAACGGCUGUCAUGUUUGAUUUUAGCACAGCAGAGCACUACAGGUAUAUUUUGAGGGUGAGGAAACACAUUUAGCCUCAUUAAUGUUGGAUUUGGAUCAGUUGUUCAGACUCUUCAUGUUGGCAGCAUAUUAUUCAUGAAUGAUGUAUCACAAAUUAAGAGUCAGACAUAAAUGUAAAUUAUUUUGAUGAAAGCCAUGUUAAAAAAAACAUGCAAUAAUACAAAUUACAUGUCAUUAGGCUGGAAGGCACUUGCUGAGAGUUUGGGCUCAUUUUUAUUUUACUGGAAACAGAAGGAAAGCACGCAACAAUUAACACUAAUCCACCUUCUUUGUAUGCAUGGAUUAAAUAUAAAUGGCAACUGUUCUAUGGUCCAGAUGAUCGUGUUUACGUGUUGCGUUCACUUGCACAUGAAACUACACGAAUUUUGAGGGAAAAUGUGCUUCACAACAUGGCUGUUUCACAGUUUGUGACAAAAAAGGGAGAAAAAAAAACAUCCAUAAGAGAGAAUCUCUCGCAGACUGAGAGAAAAAUACAGAAAUGCUCGUUCCACCCACUCAUCCAUUUACCUUGACCUGCUUUAUCCUUUCCACAGGGGGAGUGGUGGCGCAGAGGUUAGAGAAGGUGAGCCUAUGAUCGGAA